Talpa occidentalis (Iberian mole) is the source of this 2573-nucleotide messenger RNA. RefSeq names its product FA core complex associated protein 100 (gene FAAP100). Gene Ontology annotation, biological process: interstrand cross-link repair. The coding region runs from base 1 to 2532 and encodes 843 amino acids. The record is from RefSeq and is a predicted model, not a curated record. Gene Ontology annotation, cellular component: Fanconi anaemia nuclear complex; nucleoplasm. The transcript is spliced from 10 exons. Lineage: Eukaryota; Metazoa; Chordata; Mammalia; Eulipotyphla; Talpidae.
AUGGCCCGCCUCGCGCCGCGGGUCGAGUACCUGGCGGGCUUCCGCUGCCCGCUCGGGGGCCUGGCGGCGGGCAGGCCCCGGCUGCUGUGCCGCGGCGCGGACAUCCUCCUGUCCCCCGGGGGCGAGCUGCUCCACGUCUACGACCGCGAGGCCGGGCUGCUGACGGCUGCGUACAGGUUUCCCGCCCAGGUGUGGCACCUGCAGCUGCUGGCCGGUCACAGGGCACUCUUGGUCCUGUGUGCCCAGAGGGGCAUUUACUGCCUGUCGCUGGAGCAGGCUGGCAGGACCGUGCACCGGGACGGCAGGGACAGCGAGAGCCCGGCCCCUGUGGUCGCCGUGGAGCCCGACGCCUGUGUCCUCGCGGACGCCACGCUGUGCGCCUUCGCCGUGCUGGACCACACGCUGGCCGUCCUGGGGCAGGGCCCCGCCCGGUGGAGGCUGCAGCUGUUCCACUGCCCCUGCCCCCGGGGGGCCCCCAGCCUAGGAGGCCAGAUUGGGGAAGUGGAGCUGCCUCCUCAGGCCCCUCCAGGCGGGAGCCCGGGACAGCCCCCCGCCCCCGGCUUCCUCCCGGUGCUGUGCUGCGUGUCACCGCCAGGGCAGAGCAGUGGGGGCUUCACGCUGGAAGAGCCCCUCUUCGGGUUGCUCUUUGGAGCCGAUGCCUCCAUCCUGCAGUCUCCCGUGAUCCUCUGCGGUCUCCCUGAUGGCCAGCUGUGUUAUGUGGUCCUGAAGGCCUUGGUCACCUCCAGGUUGACCCCUGGUGACCCCAAGGCCCUCGUCAAGAUCCUCCACCACCUGGAGGAGCCUGUGGUCUUCGUGGGGGCCCUGAGGACAGAGCCACAGGCUGAGGACACGGGGGACAUGCACUCUGACUGCCUAGUGGCCCUUGGUCACCACGGCCGGAUGCUGGCCGUCAAGGCCAGAAGGGACGCGGGUGGGGGACCGGUGCCAGAGCUGCGGGACUAUUGCCUCCCGGGGCCAGUGCUUUGCGCCGCCAGCGGGGGCAGCUGCCUGUACCAGAGCACCCCGUCGGGCCUCCAUGUGCUGGACCUGGCUCGGGGCGGCAGCCCCCAGGAGCCCACCCUGCCCACCCCAGGCCGGGGAGUCCUGCCCCCCAUGCUGUGUCCGGCCAGCUUGAGCGUCUGCAGCCUCAUGAGCCUCUGCGUGCCGCCUGGGACUCGCGAAGACGGCACGGAGCUCCUGGCCAUGUCGGCCAAGGGCCGCCUGCUCACCUGCCACCUGGCCCCGAGCCCCUCAGGAGCAGCCGCGGCCAGCACUGACCGGAAGAUCGCUGGCCUGCUCGCCAGGGUGGCCGCCACGUCUGAGAGGGCGUCUUCUCUGCGGAAGGCCCUGGACCAGCGGAGCCAGGCCUUGGCGCGCCUCAACGAAGCCAUGAGCGUGAGCUGCGCCCUGCUGUCCACCCGCGCCGGCCCCCCGCCCAUCUCCUGCAGCACCACCACCGCCUGGCAUCGCCUGCACCCGCGCGACGUGCUGGUGGCCACCUGCCAGCUGGAGAACCGCAGCAGCCUCUGCCUGGGCCCCGGCUGGGCCCUGUGUGUGCGGCUGCUGCCCCCCAUCCCCUCAACCGGCCCCACCCUCACCUGCACCGUCCCCCUGGGCCGGUUCGGGCCUGGCGGGCAGCGGGAGGUGACGCUGCCCCUGGGCCCUGGCAAGGAUGGUGCGCUGGACCUGCCGGUGACGGUGUCCUGCACGCUUUUCUACAGCCUGAGGGAGGCCAUGGGCGGGCCCCCCGGACCCCAGGACCCCCCCGGCUGCCCGCCUGAGCAGGACGGCGUCUGCCUGCCCCUGAGCGAGCACACGGUGGACCUGCUGCAGGGCCUGCGCUUCCCCGGCCUGGCCGAGCCCCCCGCGCCAGUCCCCAGUCUGCUUGGCCCUGCUGGCGACCCCGUGGAUGCCUUCCUGGGCACGUGCCGCGGGCCGGGCCUGGAGCCAGCGGGACCCGCCCCCCUGCGGGCCACGUUCCUGCUCCCACCAGCAGCCAGCAUCAGGGUGUCGGCCGAGCUGCUCGGGGGCGCCUUGGGGGACAUCGGCGCAGGGGCGCCCCUGUGCUGUGCUGCCCUGCAGUGGCUGCUGGCCGGGAAUGCUGCCGCCGACGUCGUGCGGGCCCAGGCGCUGUCCUCUGUCCAGGGCGUGGGCCCCGACGGCACUGACGUCCACCUCGCCGUCCGUGAGGAGACGCUGUCGGGCCUGAACCCGGCGGGCCCCAUCCAGGCCGUGGACAUCCAGGUGCAGAGCCCCACCCUGGGGCACGUGUGCGGGGCCCACCACGCCAUCCUCCGGCGGGUGCAGGCCCUGGUGGCGGAGCAGGCUGCCCGGGGCGCCUGCCCACCGGAUCUCGACCUGCAGCGCCUACACCAGUUGCAGGCCGACCGCGAGAGGCUGCUGCGCGAGGUGCGGACGCUGCGUGACCGGCUGUGCACGGAGGACGGGGCCGCGGACGGGGCAGGCACCGUGGCCCAGCGGCUCCUGCGGGUCUACCAGCAGCUGCGCAGCCCGGGCCUCCCCCUGCUGUGAGCCAGCAGCUGCCAGGGCCUCUGCGCUGGACCUGGACCUGC